AUGUUUACUGGUUUAGUUGAAACAAUUGGCACCGUUUCGGCGCUGGAGGCACUCGAUGCCUCCUCAAGCGGGGGCGGGGGAACCUCACUAACCAUCUCCGAUUGUGAAGAGAUCCUAGGAGACGCGCAUCUGGGUGAUAGUAUCAGUGUCAAUGGAACCUGCCUUACCGUGACUGCAUUCGACAAGACCUGGUUCAAGGUCGGCGUUGCACCAGAGACCCUACGUCGCACAAACCUUGGCUCCCUACUAAAGGACUCAAAAGUCAACCUUGAACGAGCCGUUUCAGCUGAUACUCGGAUGGGUGGUCAUUUUGUACAGGGCCAUGUGGAUACUGUUGCGACGAUAUUGUCUGUCACCCCAGAUGGGAACGCCCUGACCUUCCGACUCCAGCCACGAGAGAAGGAGGUGCUCCGUUACAUUGUCGAGAAAGGAUACGUUACCCUGGAUGGUGCCAGUCUGACUGUUACCAAAGUUGUCGAUGGAGAGGAUGGCUACUGGGAGGUGAUGCUUAUUGCCUACACUCAGGAGAAGAUUGUGACAGCCGCAAAGAAGCCCGGUGAGGAGGUCAAUGUUGAAAUUGAUAUUGUGGGUAAGUAUGUUGAAAAGAGCGUCGAGGGCUACUUUGCCGGCACGGCCGGAGGCAACUUUGCCAUUCUCGAGAAGAUGGUCGCUCGUAUCGUCGAGGAGAAGCUCAAGAAAUAA
This is a messenger RNA of Penicillium malachiteum, 702 nucleotides long. Its product is annotated as riboflavin synthase. Lineage: Eukaryota; Fungi; Ascomycota; Eurotiomycetes; Eurotiales; Aspergillaceae. Gene Ontology annotation, molecular function: riboflavin synthase activity. The record is from RefSeq and is a predicted model, not a curated record. The transcript has 3 exons. Bases 1 to 702 code for a protein of 233 amino acids. Gene Ontology annotation, biological process: riboflavin biosynthetic process.